AUGGAACACAGUGGAUAUGUCGAUAACGACGAGUUUCAUGUUUCACUAGCACGAUGGAUUUCAAGGGCACGCAUAGUUCAGGCUCGUUUGGACAAACUUCUUCUUGAACACCAGACCCACCGCAUCCGUCUUCUGCCCACUUAUGCCCGGCGUAUCGACCUUUUCACCGACCCCGAGACGUACGGUGGUUACGACCAACUGAUCAAAGUCCCUUCGGAGGACAUGGAUAGACUUUUGGCCCAGUAUGACCGUCCUCAGCUCUUCCAUCCUUCGCUCAAUGCUACUGCUACCACCUUGGCUGCUAUGGCUUACCGAGUUCGACAGGGCCGUGAAUUCGUUACUCCUCCAACCGGCUUGAGCUAUACCGGAUCAUUCCUGUAUCAAAUGGAUUGCCUUGGGCAAGAGAACUAUGUUCCGAACCCUGUCUUGGAGAAAGCCCUCGAUGUCCUGUUCCUCCUCCAUGCUGACCACGAGUUGAAUGCCUCUUCGACCACCGUGCUUCAGACCGGAAGUUCUCUCGUCGAUCCCUAUUCUGCUAUCGCAGCCGGCUGCGCAUCACUUUAUGGCCCAUUGCACGGCGGUGCGAAUGAGGCCGUCAUCCGUAUGCUCAUCUCCAUCGGAAAACCCGAGAAUGUUCCCGCUUUCAUCGAGGCGGUCAAGAAGCGAGAGAAGGUCCUUUCUGGCUUUGGUCACCGUGUAUACAAGACGUCGGAUCCCCGGUCGUUCAUUGUUCGCAAGACUGCAGAUGAAGUAUUCAAGGUCACGGGCAAGGAUGAACUCCUCGAGACUGCCAUGGCGUUGCACGAAGCUGCAAUGAAGGAUGAAUAUUUCAUUAAGCGCAGGCUGGCUCCUAAUGUCGAUUUCUGUGGUUUAAUCUAUCGCGCUAUGGGCUUCCCAUUGGACUUUUUCCCGGUGCUAUUCGCUGUUCCGCGAGUUGUUGGGUGGUUAGCGCACUGGCGGCAGAUGAUGCUGCAGGAAGGUGGUGUGAAGAUUUGGAGACCUCGACAGAUUUAUGUCGGUCCGACUAAACGGGACUACGUCCCCGUGGAGAAGCGCGUCGCUGUUGAGGGACCGAGGCAGGAGCCCAGCGAGAUAGCGCAUUCCGGAAUCACGAAGAGGACAAACCUAGCUUCGUUCAAGAACAAAGCUGUAGCCAAACUGUAG
Coprinopsis cinerea okayama7#130 is the source of this 1164-nucleotide messenger RNA. RefSeq names its product citrate synthase I. Gene Ontology annotation, biological process: tricarboxylic acid cycle. The transcript has 16 exons. Gene Ontology annotation, molecular function: acyltransferase activity, acyl groups converted into alkyl on transfer. The record is from RefSeq and is a predicted model, not a curated record. NCBI's taxonomy places the organism in Eukaryota, Fungi, Basidiomycota, Agaricomycetes, Agaricales, Psathyrellaceae. Bases 1 to 1164 code for a protein of 387 amino acids.